Messenger RNA from Arachis stenosperma, 1133 nucleotides. RefSeq lists its product as uncharacterized. The transcript has 7 exons. Bases 276 to 962 code for a protein of 228 amino acids. The record is from RefSeq and is a predicted model, not a curated record. Lineage: Eukaryota; Viridiplantae; Streptophyta; Magnoliopsida; Fabales; Fabaceae.
GAAGUUAAAAAGUUAAAAUUUAAAACACCUUCCUUGCUUUAAUCGAAAAAGAUAAGAGAUUUUGAUUCGGUAGGACUUAGGAGGUAGAAGAAGAUUAGAGAAGAAAUAUUACGUCAUAAUAACUGCUAUCACGUUAGUUGAUUAAUAGUGGUGGCAGUGGGUGGUGGUGGCGGCAGCGAGCGUGCUGUGUUUCUUGGAUCUGAGUUCCGAGCAGUUCAAAGUGACAAGUGAAGAAGAAGAAGAAGAAGAAGAAAAGGAGGAGGAGGAGGAGGAGGAUGACGCUAUUUCACUUCUUUAACUGCGCGAUUCUCACCUUCGGCCCCCACGCCGUCUACUAUUCCGCCACCCCCUUAUCUGAGUAUGAUACACUCGGCACCUCUAUCAAAGCCGCCGUAGUUUAUUUAGCAACUGCAUUGGUUAAGCUCAUUUGUCUGGCUACUUUUCUCAAGGUAUCUGAAAGCGAUAGCUUCGAUCCAUAUCAGGAAUUAUUAAAGGCUUUAAUAGGUUUCAUAGAUGUUGCGGGACUUUAUUUUGCCUUGGCCCAGUUGACUCACAGGAACAUCUCUCAGAAUCACAAAUUCCAAGCAGUUGGACUUGGUUGGGCAUUUGCUGAUUCUGUUCUACAUAGAUUGGCACCUCUUUGGGUGGGUGCUAGAGGAUUAGAAUUUACUUGGGAUUACAUUCUACAGGGCCUGGAGGCUAAUGCAAAUUUGGUGUUGAGCAUAUCCCUCGCAGCACUGGGAUCUUUAAUGUGGCUACGUAAAAAUAAACCCAAGACCCUCAUUCCCAUAAUAUAUGUAUGUGCAGGAAUUGUAGCAACCAUGCCAUCAAUCACAAGCUAUCUGAGGCGUGGAUUGGGAUGGCACUUUCCAAAAAUCGUAGGUUUUGAACUCUUCACGUCGUUGGUGAUGGCAUUUAUAAGUUGGCAACUGUUUUCAGCUUGUCAAAGACCUUCACUGUGAGAAAGCUGAUUAGUAAUAUAAUGAUAGAAUCGUGUUUGGUUAUUGAAUGGCUAGAGUCUUGAUCCAGAUUCUGCUUCUUUAGCAACAGACUAGUGCGAACUGCCAUGUUUCUUAAAAAGUUUUAUUUAUUUAGAUGUUUGGUCAGUGAUAAUUUUUGGUAGUUUGAUUUUA